AUGAAGCGUUCAAUGACUGCUGGUUUUAGAAAUGGCGGAGACGAUAAGAAGGAGGACAAUUCACCUUCUGCAGCAGAACUACGUUUGCCAAAGAGCAUUAGGCCAUGUGACGAUAAAACUUACGUCUUUUCUUUUCUUACAGUGAGCUAUGAUUUAAGCCUACAGGCUUAUUUGCCUUCAUACGUGGAUUUCCCACACGAGAAAGAUUUUACAUUUGACGCUGAGCUCGAAAUGGUACUUGACGUCAUUGAAGUAUCCGAGAAAAUCGUACUCAACAUGAGAAAUAUCACUAUUAACAAAGGAAGGAGUGAACUCAUGUGCCUUGAACAUCUUUUCACAAACACCUCAAAGCAAGAUUUUCAAAAAAUUGAUUAUUUGAUGGAAGUUUUUGAGAUAGGUCAAGAUUUUGAAGUUAUGCCUGAUUCAAAUUUGGUCCAAAAAAAUGAUGUAAUCCUCAAUGCGUCAGCACCUAUAGAUUGGCAAAAUUCCGGUAAAGGGCUUGGUGGCGAAAAAGUUGACAUUGAAAAAGUUGUUCCGAAGGAUAAUCUGGAAAAGGUUGAGAUUGUACCUGCUAAGCGACUUGUAAAGGGACUUCCGCUGCGCGCUCACCAUUGUAACAUCUCCAGGGUGGCUGCUGUUACUCAAAUGGAGCCAAUAGAUGCCCGCAGCAUGGUACCUUGCUUUGAUGAACCUGAAUUCAAAGCUACAUGGAACGUGAAAAUCAUUCAUCCCAAAGGAACGAAAGCGAUCUCAAAUGGUUUGGAAGAGAAAAAGUAA
Messenger RNA from Strongylus vulgaris, 777 nucleotides. Lineage: Eukaryota; Metazoa; Nematoda; Chromadorea; Rhabditida; Strongylidae. The record is from the annotation of a GenBank genome assembly.